This is a messenger RNA of Suricata suricatta (meerkat), 952 nucleotides long. Its product is annotated as interferon-induced transmembrane protein 10-like. Lineage: Eukaryota; Metazoa; Chordata; Mammalia; Carnivora; Herpestidae. Gene Ontology annotation, cellular component: plasma membrane. The transcript has 3 exons. The record is from RefSeq and is a predicted model, not a curated record. The coding region runs from base 360 to 941 and encodes 193 amino acids.
CGGGGGGUUCCCGGAGAGGCCGAGAGGGCUGCGGCUUCUCCCUGCAGAUGGGACCCGCUGGGACUAAUGUGGGAAGAGGAGGUCAGCUGGGGACACGUGUGAGAGAGAACGAGAGGCUGUGUCCUGAAUGGAGGCUCCCAGCAGGAGCUGGGGCUGGGUGGGCCGGUGCUGACUUGGGGAAGAGGCAUCUGCAGGGGACAGGGCCCAGGUGGAUCAGCCGGGGCUGGCAGAGAGACUUGGGCAGCUGCGUGGACUUGUCUCCAAGCAGAUAAGUGUCAUUAGGGGCUUGGCAAAGGACCUGGCCCCAUGGGCAGAGGGGACCAUUCGGCGAGAGGUCAUGGCCUUGGAGACUGGACUCCAUGAGGAAGCAGACUCAGGAGGCCCAGGGCCCAGGCCAGUUCCCAGCCCUGCUGGGAGCCCCGGCCAGCACCACGGACGGCGCCCAGGAAGCCCGAGUCCCCCUGGACGGGGCCUUCUGGAUCCCGAGGCCUCCGGCAGGCUCCCCGAAGGGCUGCUUUGCCUGCGUGUCCAAGCCCCCGGCCCUGCAGGCUCCAGCAGCCCCGGCCCCUGAGCCCUCAGCAUCGCCCCCCAUGGCGCCCACCCUGUUCCCCAUGGAAUCCAAGAGCAGCAAGACAGACAGUAUGCGGGCCUCUGGCCCCCCCCAGGCCUGCAAGCACCUGGCGGAGAAGAAGACCAUGACGAACCCCGCGACGGUCAUCGAGGUGUGCCCCGACACCACUGAGGUCAACGACUACUACCUGUGGUCCAUCUUCAACUUCGUCUACCUCAACUUCUGCUGCCUGGGCUUCAUUGCGCUGGCCUACUCCCUCAAACAGGAGGACAGCACGGAGACCUCCUCCAAGCCCCUCACAGGGAACCUGAAACCAGGCAGAUGUUCAGAAGGAGGCCACCGAGGAGGCCACGGUCGCUGGGGUCUCUGAUCAUGGUGGUC